This is a messenger RNA of Trachymyrmex cornetzi, 1239 nucleotides long. RefSeq names its product BMP and activin membrane-bound inhibitor homolog. The transcript is spliced from 3 exons. NCBI's taxonomy places the organism in Eukaryota, Metazoa, Arthropoda, Insecta, Hymenoptera, Formicidae. Bases 346 to 1014 code for a protein of 222 amino acids. The record is from RefSeq and is a predicted model, not a curated record.
GAGUGAAUCAGUCAGCCGCUGGAUAUUGUCCGAGUAGCGUCGAGUGAGCGUCCGAGUGCCGCUCCACUCUCGCGUGCACGCUUGGUGCACUUGCAUGCUGAACGUGCUCGCGCGUGAUGCGCGCGACGGUAAUAUCGGUCCAUCGAUCGUAAUCGUAACGAUUCAUAUUCGAGGGAAACACAUGCCCACAUUUUGGAAAUUCAUCGUCCUGACGACGAACACGCCCGCCCCGCGCCGGGAGAAUUCGCGUUUGAGAGACUCGCUCCACGUGGUCGAUUAAUUUAACGUGGAUUCGGAAAAUUACUUGCCGAGAUAUUAAAUCGUAGCGAAUUGAUCGCGUUCGGGAUGUUACCACGCGACGUACUGACUAUCGCGAUGAUGACGACAGGUCUCGUCGUCGCUGUCACCAGCGGUGCACCUACUAAUUCGGAUGCAGAGGAUUACGAGAUGCUCGCUGACAAAGACGCGCAAUUUACCGACAAAGAUUCCUCUAAUGCAGGAGAAGUAAGAUGCUAUUGCAAUCAACCAGAAUGCGUUCCUCAGGGAUACAUGUGUCGCGGUACAAGUUGCUUUACAAAAUUACCAUCGAACGCAAAUGCGUCAUUUUCGAGAGCGGAGCAUACUGCUCACAGCGGUUGUCUCGAUGAAAAUUUAAUAAAUCGUCAGUGCCCCGCAGGAUUUCUCUGCUGCGAUCAAGAUCUCUGCAAUCACGUGGACAGCCCCGCGAUGAGAAACAGACUCAACAAGACUCUACGAGUAUUGAUCGAUGAUCAACGACCGUACUUGGCUCGAUUGCAUCCAAACAGUCGCGGAAAUCAGCCGAUUGACGGAUGGUUCCCAACGGCGACGAUUGUCGUGGCUAUCUGUGGAUUCAUCGUCCUGCUAAUGAUCGCCAGCCUAGCUGUCAGAUGGCUCCAGCCUAUGCCGGCACAAAACGCAAAUAAAUUCGUGCCACAUCGAACAUCUAAUAACGGGCCACCCUUACUUGGACCACCGAAAGUGCCUCUGGUUUAAGAAAUUUCAUGACAAAAUUUCCCAAUAAGAGGUGUUCUAAGUAAUAGUUUAAUUAAUAGAGCUGGCUGCGCUAGUUUUGAUACAUGACUUGCAAAACCGGAGUUGUGCCAUACACAUACAUUUGUGUAGCAAAGUAUUUGUAUAUCGAGUACUUGUACGUUAAUAUUAAUUGAGGAUAAUUAAGUAUCUAUCUAUAUAGACCGGAUAAGAUUUCUUUACGACACG